Sipha flava (yellow sugarcane aphid) is the source of this 1923-nucleotide messenger RNA. RefSeq names its product zinc finger MYM-type protein 1-like. The transcript has 3 exons. The coding region runs from base 1004 to 1912 and encodes 302 amino acids. The record is from RefSeq and is a predicted model, not a curated record. Lineage: Eukaryota; Metazoa; Arthropoda; Insecta; Hemiptera; Aphididae.
ACGAAUUAGAUUAAGCGGCGCAGCAUUCAAAAAGGCGGCAAAAGAAAAACUAGAAAAGACCGAUAAUAUGCUUAGAAAAAUUCCAAAACUUCAUUCAUAUUUUGCUGCUACAAAUCCGGGAAAAACGGAAUCGGAAUUAAAGAAAUAUAGUCCAAAAAACAUAGAUAAAUAGGAAAUAAUUUAGAUGGUGCUUAUGAAGUUCAAACUAAUCAGGUGGACGUUCAAAAUGACAAUGAACACGCAGAAGAAGGGACUUCGGCAAAUGAACGACAGACUGAAAUCAUCAAAAGUUCUUUUCAUAACGUUGGUCAUGCAUCACAAAUUCCUUUAUCCGACCCAGCAAAAUGGAACUUCGUUUCAGAUUCUAUUAACUUCCUACUUGAAAACCCUCCAAAGUUAGACUUACAAAAAUUACCAUUCGAAAAAACAAAAAGAAUAAUUGGCAAUACAAGUAGAUGCCUAACUCCUGAUAAUUUUAUGAGAAAAUUACAAAACGGUGAAAAAAGAAAUUAGAGAUUGGAUUGUAUAUUCUCCGUUCAAAAACGCGCUGUUUUGUUAUCAAUGUUUACUUUUCUCACCAAAAUCAACGGUUUUUGGAAAUAAAGAUGAAGGAUUUAUAAACUGGAAAAAGUGUAAUGAAAUUUUACAAGAACAUGAAACCAGUAAAAAUCAUGCUGAAUCAGUGAAAAUUUUGUUUUCUCGAAUUAAAAAGAACUAUAAUGUGAUUGAUAUAGAACUAAAGAAAGAUAUUGAAAAUCAGACUUCUUGUUGGAAAAAUGUUUUACAUAGAAUAGUCGAGUCAAUUUCCUUUUUAGCAUCGAGAGGCUUAGCUUUUAGAAGAGACAACCAGACUUUUGGUUCAAAACAAAAUGGUAAUUACUUAGGUUACUUAGAACUUUUGGCAAAGUUUGAUCCAUUUCUUUCUGCACACAUAGCCAAAUAUGGAAAUAAAAGAAAAGGAAAUGUGUCCUAUUUGUCAUCAACUAUAUGUGACGAGUUCAUAAUGCUGAUGAGUAAUACUAUACUAGACCAAAUUGUAUCGGAAAUCAAAGAAAGAAAAUAUUUUUCUCUUAUAGUGGACUCGACUUCUGAUAUAACAAUACAUGAUCAGCUCACAAUUGCAGUACGGUAUAUAACAAAAGAAGGCAAGCCUGUAGAACGUUUUCUUGGUUUUAUGUCCUCUGUAGGACAUAAAGGAACAGAUAUAGAAUUGGCAAUACUUAAAAAAUUUUCAGAACUUAACAUAAAUUUGAAAUACUGCAGAGAUCAAUCUUAUGACAAUGCGUCUAAUAUGUCGGAUAUUUAUAAUGGGUUACAGUCUCGAAUUAAAAGUCAUUCUACAACAGCAUUUUUCGUGCCAUGUUCGGCGCAUUCUUUAAAUUUAAUAGGGUCUAAUGCCGCUGACACUACUCAAGAAGGAACAAUUUUCUUUUUUAAUUGCCAAGCGAUUUACAAUUUUUUUUCUGCAUCAACAUAUAGAUGGAAUAUUUUAUGUGAAAUAAUUAACAAUAAUUCAGAUUGUGUUCAGAUAAAAAAAAUGUGCACAACUCGUUGGUCUUCGAGGUACGAUGUUUGUAAAGCAAUAUUUAAUGGAUAUGAAAAAGUUCUCAGUGCUUUAAAAACUAUUCAUGAUGAUGAAGGACAAAAAAAGGAAACUAGACAUGAAGCCUCUUCUAUUUAUAAUAAAAUUAAAAGUUUAAAUUUUUGUUUCAUGAUUUGUAUGUGGACGCCUAUACUUCAAAGAUUUAAUGCGACAAGUGUAACUUUACAAUCUAUUGAUAUUGAUUUAGUCACAGUUGUAACAUUAUACAAAUCAUUGGAAACAUAUUUAGAAGACAUUAGACAGUUGGCUAUCAGUAGCCGUAGUGUCAAGUUGCCCGUAGUGAUCCUACUCCAAAUCGCGCGUGUUUAAAGUUAAUUUCA